Cylicostephanus goldi is the source of this 348-nucleotide messenger RNA. Lineage: Eukaryota; Metazoa; Nematoda; Chromadorea; Rhabditida; Strongylidae. The record is from the annotation of a GenBank genome assembly.
AAUAGAAGCUUAUUUAAUGCGGGACUUUUCAGGGACAAAGCUUCGAGCGACCUACUGCGGAUCUCGAGCAAGACUUUGCACUCACUCAGGUCGGAAAAGACUGAGUUUUUUCUAACCACUGAUACCCAGCAAGGUGUGUGGAUGUGGAGACAACUUGUCUUUUAUUCCUCAUAUCUUGCGGUUUACUACUAUAAUACCUUCAAAAAUGACAUUUCCUCAAGCACAUCGCUAUUCAGAAACGAAAGCGUGCGAACGGUGCUCAAAAAACACUCGGAAUUCCUCGAGCGCUACAUGGGACAAAAAGUCGCAGCAGUAGCCCCACGUCCUGCUCGCUUCGACUCGCCAUGA